This is a messenger RNA of Ostertagia ostertagi, 900 nucleotides long. NCBI's taxonomy places the organism in Eukaryota, Metazoa, Nematoda, Chromadorea, Rhabditida, Trichostrongylidae. The record is from the annotation of a GenBank genome assembly.
AUGGUGACAAGCAAAGACCAACGAGCCUCCAUCCUGCACCUCCAUCUGGCUGGAUGCACUGCAAAGACCAUCUCCAAGCAGCUCCAGAUUCCCUUAAGAACCGUGUACAACAACGUCAACAGGUACAAGGCGACAGGAACUAUGGAGGACAAGCCUAGAAGUGGAAGACCGAAGAGUGCAACGACAAAGGAGAUCGUGAAAAUCAUUCGAGAGAAAAUCCGCCGCCACCCUCAUAAAGGAGCUCAUCGAUCAGACGAUCCAUGGAGUUCUCAAGAGUGUGAAGGGAAGGAGGCAUCUGUAAAGCAUAUUGCAAUGAUGCUCGCAGAGAGACGUCCGGAGUUUCCUUACGCGACUGUUAAAGCGCUCUGCGUCUUUUUGAACGUGGACCAUCGGGAGCAUUCAAAUAACUUGAAAGUUACUGACUGGAAAGAACCACUUGACGUGGGAUCUCACUUUUCGGAUUCUUGUCCGGAGUUCGUCGACAGCACACAACGAUCUCGCCUCAUAAACAGGGAGCAUAUAUGUCGAUACUGUUUGAAAAAGUGUGGAAUGGGAGACAAGUGCUCAGAUGCCGAAAACGAGUGUUGGUAUUGCUCGCGAGUGAAGCACACCAUACUGGAGUUCCUUAUUCCGAAGAAGAAACACCAUCGCGCCAUCUGCCCGAUACCUGACUCUAGAGAUCGUGUCAGAGCGGCAAUGCGAGAAGUCCGUGCUGAUCUAGAGAAGCUCGAGCGCAUAAAGGGAGUGCUCAAUCGAUGCAGACGAGUGUCCUAUGGAUGUUCUCAAGAGUGUGAAGGAAUGGCUGGCAUCUGUAUAAGCGUAUCUGAUGCUUGCAGAGAGUUCAAACCGCCUAUGAACACAAAGGACGCUUUGCCAUUGUCUGUCGAGUGCCGAAGCUAA